Messenger RNA from Sphenostylis stenocarpa, 1818 nucleotides. The record is from the annotation of a GenBank genome assembly. Lineage: Eukaryota; Viridiplantae; Streptophyta; Magnoliopsida; Fabales; Fabaceae.
AUGACUAACCCAAAACUUCCCUACGCCGGAAUCGGAGAUUCCGGCAACCACAUUUCCCUCUCUAAAAAGGCCCACAACAAGAAAAAGAAGCUCUUCCUCACAUUCUUCGCCACCCUCCUGGUGGCGGCCUCCGUCGCGGCCAUCGUCGCCGGAGUAAAAAACAAAAACAAAAAUUCCGACAGCACCAGCAGCACCCCGCUCUCCCUCUCCCACCACUCCCACACGAUCAUCAAGAGCGCGUGCAGCUCCACAUUCUAUCCAGAACUCUGUUUCUCAGCGGUGGCUUCAGAACCCAAUGUCACCCACAGGGUAACCUCUCACCGUGACGUCAUUCAGGUCUCCCUCAACAUCACCACGCGCGCGGUGGAACACAACUACUUCACCGUGAAGAAGCUUAUUGCCAAACGCGGCCUCACGAAGCGCGAGAAAAUUGCGCUCCACGAUUGCCUCGAAACCAUCGAUGAGACCCUGGACGAGCUGAAAGAGGCUCGGAAGGACCUCGAGCUCUACCCCAACAAGAAAACUCUCUACCAGCACGCCGACGACCUCAAAACGUUAAUCAGUGCCGCCAUAACCAACCAGGUCACGUGCCUCGACGGCUUCUCGCACGAGGAUGCCGAUAAGCGCGUGCGGAAGGCUCUGGAAGAAGGACAGGUGCACGUGGAACACAUGUGCAGCAAUGCACUCGCUAUGACCAAGAACAUGACCGACACCGACAUUGCCAUUUUCGAACAAAAUAUGAAGCUAGGAGACAACAACGUUGGCAAAAAUAGAAAGCUCUUGGCGGGGGAGAGUAAUGCCAAUGGCGAUGGUGUUGUGUGGCCGGAGUGGAUUUCUGCUACUGACAGAAGGCUGCUUCAGGCGGCGGAGGUGAAGGCUGAUGUGGUGGUGGCGGCGGACGGUAGUGGAGACUUUAAGACGGUGUCGGAGGCGGUGGAAGCUGCUCCGUUGAAGAGUAGUAAGAGGUAUGUUAUAAGGAUAAAGUCUGGAGUUUAUAGAGAGAAUGUGGAAGUUCCUAAGAAGAAGGACAAUAUCAUGUUCUUGGGGGAUGGAAGAACCAGCACUAUCAUCACAGGUAGCAGAAAUGUCGUUGAUGGUAGCACCACCUUCCAUUCUGCCACCGUCGCUGUUGUGGGUGGAAAUUUCCUGGCCCGGGACAUAACAUUCCAAAACACAGCGGGGGCCUCAAAGCACCAAGCUGUGGCCCUAAGAGUAGGAGGGGACCUCUCAGCAUUCUACAACUGUGACAUCUUAGCAUUCCAAGAUACCCUUUAUGUCCACAACAACCGUCAAUUCUUUGUGAAGUGCCUCAUUGCAGGGACAGUGGAUUUCAUCUUUGGUAACUCUGCAGUGGUGUUCCAAGACUGUGAUAUCCACGCUAGGCGUCCCGACUCGGGCCAGAAGAACAUGGUCACGGCCCAGGGAAGAGUUGACCCUAACCAAAACACAGGCAUUGUGAUCCAGAAGUGCAGGAUUGGUGCCACUCAGGACUUGGAGGCUGUGAAGAAGGAUUUCAAAACAUAUCUUGGGAGGCCCUGGAAGGAGUACUCUAGGACUGUAAUCAUGCAGAGUAGUAUCAGUGAUGUGAUUGACCCUGUUGGGUGGCAUGAAUGGAAUGGCAACUUUGCAUUGAGCACUUUGGUCUAUAGGGAGUAUCAAAACACUGGGCCUGGUGCUGGAACCUCCAAUAGGGUCUCAUGGAAAGGGUUCAAGGUCAUCACUGAUGCUGCUGAGGCCCGGGCUUUUAGCCCCGGAAGCUUCAUUGGGGGUUCCAGCUGGUUGGACUCAACAGGCUUUCCUUACUCUCUUGGCUUGUAA